Molecule: messenger RNA, 950 nt
Organism: Rhinichthys klamathensis goyatoka
Lineage: Eukaryota; Metazoa; Chordata; Actinopteri; Cypriniformes; Leuciscidae
Product: aerolysin-like protein
Exons: 1
Coding region: 1-948 (315 amino acids)
Cellular component (GO): extracellular region
Source: RefSeq, a predicted model, not a curated record
AUGACCUACCCAACAACUCUAGAGCUAAUUGGUGGACAAUCUGGUAAUGAAUUCUCAUUGACUGGUGAGAACAACGGUGCCAGUUUAGAGAAGAUCGGAGUCUGGGUGGGAGAAUGGCAAGUGAAGAGUGUCAAGGUUUGGCUUUCAGAUGGAAGAAUUGAAGCUUUUGGAGAACCAGCCGGACCGUAUCAAGAGUACCAUUUCCAGGCUGGUGAGUGUUUCGCCUCACUGUCCCUGUGGGGGAACGGAGCAGGAACACGUCUUGGAGCCAUUAAAUUCAAGACCAACCAGGGGAGAGAAUUUUUUGCGAAGAUGACAAAAUGGGAUUUAAAAACCGAAUAUCCCAUUGAUGUUGGCUCUGGAUAUUGUUUGGGAGUUGUGGGAAGAGCUGGUGCAGACAUUGACAGCAUGGGAUUCAUGUUCCUCAAUGCAGUUCAAUCAACAGUUCUCACCAAUGUCAACUAUCCCACUAUCAACCAACUGAUACCACAGGUCGCCGUGGAAGAAAUCAAAUCCGUCACUUUCAGGAACGACUCCUCCAUCAUUCAGACCCAUGAAGUUGUAGCCUCAAAGGAAAUUACCAACACAUCUUCAUGGUCUGUGAGUGAAAGUUUAACAUCAACAUUCAGUAUGGAAGUGACGGCUGGGAUUCCAGAGCUUGUAGAAGUUUCUACAGGAUUCAGUGUCAGUGUUGGAUCAGAAAGCACUUAUGGUCAUGUGCAUGAAGAGAAGACAACCGAAACUCUGCGUACCAAUGUAGGUGUGCCACCAAGGAAGGUCAUGGAUGUUCUCAUCACCAUUGGCAGAGCCACUUUUGACAUGCCUUACACCGGCACAGUGAAGAUCACCUGCAAGAACGGCAGUGUGUUACAGUAUGAAACCCAGGGCACAUACAGAGGCGUCACUUACACUGAUAUCAAAGUGAACACUACAGAAUCUGAUCUGUGAUG